Messenger RNA from Neocloeon triangulifer, 1174 nucleotides. RefSeq names its product SPRY domain-containing SOCS box protein 3-like. Gene Ontology annotation, biological process: proteasome-mediated ubiquitin-dependent protein catabolic process. The record is from RefSeq and is a predicted model, not a curated record. Gene Ontology annotation, cellular component: SCF ubiquitin ligase complex. The transcript has 5 exons. Lineage: Eukaryota; Metazoa; Arthropoda; Insecta; Ephemeroptera; Baetidae. The coding region runs from base 304 to 1167 and encodes 287 amino acids. Gene Ontology annotation, molecular function: protein binding.
UCGAAGAACGUGCUCAUCAGCACUACUAUAGCUAGCCGAAGGGGGUAGUCGUCGAGCGCAGCAGCCGGACGGGAGAGCAUAGGCCUCAUGCAUAUUAUGCGUGCCAGAAAAUCAAUACUCGCUCGGGGUGGGGCGUUCAUGUUCACUUGUUCAGCUGUAGCAAGGGGGUGAGUCACUUCUCGGCAAGGGUCGCUAGUCUCCCCCUUUAAAUAUUGAGUCACUCUCGUCUCUCUUCCAACCUGAUAGACACCGCGACCGCCGACGAUGUGAUGCUUGUCGGGCAGAGCGGUCAGUAAGGAGACGAUGGAGGAGAUGGUGGGCCCUUUGCUGGACCCAUCACAGGCUCCUAUGAGUCACGGUUGCGAAGAUCACUGGACGUGGAACAAGCAAGACGCUAGCCACGAGAUCCGGCUCCACGGGCCAGGCAACCGAGUGGUGCUGUUCCACCCCAACUGGAGCAGCGGAACGGCGGGGGUGCGCGGCUGUCGAGUUCUUAACAACGGGCGCUACUAUUGGGAGGUUCGGCUUUCACACAGGAUUUUCGGCACUAGCAUGAUGGUUGGAAUUGGCACGGCCAGAGCCAGAUUGCACGCCGACCGAUUCAUCAACCUUCUUGGGGAGGACGAGCAAGGGUGGGGGUUGAGCCACAAAGGCCUCUUGUGGCACGGAGGUCGAUGGUCCCCGUACACAAAGCCGUUCAGAGAAAACGAACCGACAACCGUGGGAAUUUUGUUUGAUGGCGUCGCGGGCACCCUGAGCUACUACAAGGACGGACGGUACUUGGGGGUGGCGUUUCAGGGGCUCGACAAGGUGGCAGAGCCCCUGUUCCCCAUCGUGUGCUCCACUGCGGCCAAGACCGAAAUGACGCUCUCGAUAAUGAAGAGAGAUUUUGUUAGUUUGCAGGAUCGGUGCAGAGCUGUGAUUGUGACAAAGAUCCUGGACUCGAUAAACUGCACGCCAGAGUUUCCCGAGCAGGACGAUAAGGCGAUAAAUAACACGGCAGCUGCAUUCGGCGAACCCCUCGAGCAGCUGACGCUGCCCUCCUCUCUGAAAGGGUAUCUGGCCGAGACGCUGAACAUGUCAGUGCACCAUAAAAUGACUGAGUCCUUCUCCCGCAAGUGGCACCACGAGUCCAGCCCCCGACUCACACCCUCCAAUCGCUGCUGAACUCAAA